UGGAAACGCCAACUGGAUGCUUCACAUUUAUACAUCCGGUGAAAUAUCUGGCUCAUUGUUUUAUCUGUGUCGUCACAUUCGUGAAACUAGAUAGCUAUAAACAAAGAUGGUGGAUUGUUAAAAAUAAUAAUACUACCUGAAAGAUAAGUAACAUCUUUCAUUUGUGGUACUACUCGCACAGCAGACAAAAUGACAAAAUUGGAAUUGUUGAAUAUAUUUCUUACGAAGAGAUUAACCGCGGCUGCCGAGGAGAUAUUUGGGGCUGUGAAGGGUACUAUAGUUGAGUACCAGACAGAAAUCGUUCGCUCCAAGGAGGAGAACAAUCGUCUCCGAAAGCUGCUGGAUAUCGCUGUUCAGCGCGUUCUACUUCAAACAGACCACCAUGCUAUCCAUCUCACUGAAGAUGCAUCUUCCCCUGAGCAGCAGCACUGUGAGCAGGAGUGGAGCCCCGGUCUGGGCCAGGACCCAGAGCCCACACAGGUUAAAGAGGAACAGGAGCUCAGAAUCAGCCAGGAGGAAGACCAGCUUCAGGGUCUGGAGUCUGAUACCAAAGGAGAGUCCAUAUUAACUGCUCCCUUUGUUAAAAGUAACUGUGAUCAGGACCCAGCUCAGCCUUCACAUCUUCUACAUACCCAAACUGUGGACAUCAGAGGAGACUCUUUAGCCAGAACCAUAUCUUCUAAGCAGAUCAAAAUAGAAAAUGAAGAAGGCUACAGCACAUCAGAACCAACCAGUGACUUACAGACCAUCUUCAACGUGAAUUCCGACUGUCUUGCAGCUUCGAGUGAAAACGGUGCCCAACCCAAUAUCAACAAUAGAAUUCAGAGAGAAGGACUCUCAGGAUAUAAGGCCCCACAUCCACAGGGAACAAGCAGUGCAUAUGAAAGAGAAAGUAUCGGUCUACACAUAGAUGUUAGAGGCCAGAACACCUCAAAGCUGCCUCAACAGAGAUCCCCCUAUCAACCCCAGGGCAUACAGAGAGUGUAUCGUUGCAGAGAGUGCGGGAAAUGCUUCAGUUUCUCCUGUCAGUUAGAGGUCCACAUGCGAUGGCACACCAAGGAAAGACCAUUCAGCUGCUCUGUGUGCAGAAAAGGCUUUACAACCAUCAGCAUGUUGAGGAGGCACCACCGCAUUCACACUGGAGAGAAGCCCUUCCGCUGUCACAUCUGUGGGAAAUGUUUCAAUCAGUCGGCUCACCUGAACACUCACUUUAAAAUUCACCCAGGGGAGAGACCGCAUGGCUGGAAAAUGGCUCGGUCAAAACGUUAACAGCAGAGACAUUUACGCUCUCUCGAAAUUAAGUUCUGAGCACAGAAGGAGAGUGACAUGUAAAUCUGGGCAGUUUAAUUAUUGGCCAGGAUUUAAAACACUAGAAGAAUCAGUGAUUGAUGUUUGAACAAUGCAUUACAAUACAGUGGGGAAUGGGAAUAACUUUGAGUAAUGAAAAUGUUACUGUUUUUCACUGAUCCAUGUGAUUGUGUUGCUGCAUGCGUCAUCAUCUGAAGCCAUGCUUGGUUCAGUGCCAGCAUGAGGAUAUGAAUACUGCUAGUAGCUAUAUAUAUGUUCACUGAUGUUGUUGUUUUUGUAAUUACACUACACAUUUUACAGGAAGCAGAGGAUAUCACCUGUUUUAGUAGAUGCAGACCAAUCAAUUAAUUUGAUCAUCCUCAUCUAUUUCCCCUUAGGACUUGGACAUGACUGCUGGGCUGUAUGACUAUCCUAUUAGGGUCUUGACAGUUAUCCCUGAUGAAAUUACUGUGUAAAAAUGUAGUGUUCUGUACUGAAUGUUAACUGUUUUUAAUAAAUAAUUGGUCAAAUGUUUUAA
Molecule: messenger RNA, 1825 nt
Organism: Salmo salar (Atlantic salmon)
Lineage: Eukaryota; Metazoa; Chordata; Actinopteri; Salmoniformes; Salmonidae
Source: RefSeq, a predicted model, not a curated record